This is a messenger RNA of Aspergillus melleus, 246 nucleotides long. Its product is annotated as CXXC motif containing zinc binding protein. NCBI's taxonomy places the organism in Eukaryota, Fungi, Ascomycota, Eurotiomycetes, Eurotiales, Aspergillaceae. The record is from RefSeq and is a predicted model, not a curated record. Bases 1 to 246 code for a protein of 81 amino acids. The transcript is spliced from 2 exons. Gene Ontology annotation, molecular function: zinc ion binding.
AUGACCGCGCCAAACGCUUACGAGCCUCAGGACAAGCGCAAAGGCCAGAAGGUCAUUGACCUCGACUGCCGUGGCCUGGAAUUCACCGAAUUCAAACCCGAUGGCGAAUGGGAAGCCAAAGGUAUCGACUCUUCCAUGCCUUUCACAGCCAUUGACCUCUCCGAGGGCGAGUGGUAUGAUUACGAUGAAAAGGCAGGAGACGAGGUCGCCGUCAAGGAAAUCAGCUGGGAAAUUGGAAGAGCUUGA